Molecule: messenger RNA, 3242 nt
Organism: Physella acuta
Lineage: Eukaryota; Metazoa; Mollusca; Gastropoda; Physidae
Product: dual specificity protein kinase shkB
Biological process (GO): protein phosphorylation
Molecular function (GO): protein kinase activity; ATP binding
Source: RefSeq, a predicted model, not a curated record
AUGGCAUCAAUGGAACUGGUCAAUGGUACACAUGAAGUACAAGAGAAUGUCUUGAAGGUUAAGAAAAGAUCGACAAAGAGCUGGUGCCAAUAUGAAACUGCAUUGUUAAUAAAGACAAUUACAUUAAAACAAGAUGUAGAAAAUGACACCAAAACACAACUGAGCGACUCAACAGUCAGUGAACUAUACAAUAUAGAAUUCCAGAAUUUUAAGAAGUCCUUCGAUUGUUAUGUAAAGAUUGUAGUUCUCGCUCACAAUGAACAGAAACCAAGCUAUGAUGAUUUACAGGAAUUUGUUUCUGAUGUUAUGUCGGAGUUUUCUAACAUGAGAGACUUUGACGCGUUACAUUUCUUCAUAUGUCAGAGAUGUUUGAAGACAAUUUACGAUGUUCUAAAAGAGGAAGAUAAUCUGAAGUUUUUCACAUUACUCUUAGAUCUUAACUAUGCGGAUAUUACAUGGAGAUGUUUAAAAGAUGAAAAUCUUCUUGAUACAACAGCACCAGGUUUUACUUUGUCUUUAAUUCGUGAUAUGAUGAAUCUGUUGAUGGUCGGUAGUAAUAAAAGUGCAGAGUUUGCUUUGAUUUUGGCCGAGAAGGACGCUGUAAAGACAUUUACAGAUUUCCUCAUCUAUCAUAAAAACGUGCAGAACUCCCAAUCUAAUUUCAUCAUUGGUCGAGUUGUUGCCGUUUUAUAUACCAUUGCCAGAAGGAAGGGAGCGAAGAAAUUUUUCUCAGUAAACAACACAUACAAUGUAAUUCAAAACAUGGAGUUUAAAGAAGAAGACACAUCAAUGAUUGCAACAUUUCUGCGAGUGCUUAUAGAAGACGAUUCUACCACAGACACGGAGGCAGAAACUACGGCUGUUCAUUUGCUUCCACUGUAUGAACUACUAACAGGUGGUCUAUCAGAUGAUGAUGAUCCUGAUGACCUAAUAUUUACGACGCAAUGUUUGAGAGGAUUAUGUAGGAAUAAAGAAGGAAGUGAGAUUAUCAUCACAGACAAAGACUUAAAUGGCAAUUUACAACGUUUAAUAAACAGCCAUAAUGAGGAUCUUUCUGCUAACGUACAUUCGAUACUUUGGACAGCUGGACGUACAACAGGAAUAUUGCCAUCUACAACAGAUAUCGUGCUGUCUGAUGAGUUCCCAAAGAGAUUUGAAAUUAAACCAACGCCGUUAGGUCAAGGAGGUUUUGGUAGCGUCCAUCUUGUUGUCGAUAUAGACCAACCAGAUGAUGAAACAUUUGUUCCCAAGAAAACACACGCAGACCCAAAUAACCAAAAGAAGUGGAUGGAGAGCUUACAAUCAGAGGCUUCGAUAUUAAUUAAACUGAAACACAAAAAUAUCGUCCAGUUUCAUGGGUAUCUCAAGAAAGAAAAUGAUGUUAUCUUAUUUCUGGAGUACAUAAAAAUGGGCACUCUCUCAACGUUCAUCAAACAACACACAAGACUCAAUGAAGGUUUGACCAGACAGUUUACAAUUCAAAUUCUGGAAGGCGUGAAGUACUUACAUGAAACCAACAUCUUGCAUUUGGACAUCAAAGGUACCAAUAUUCUAAUGGUGGAUGAAUCAAACAUUAAGCUAACAGACUUUGGCCUGUCGACAAUACUUAACGAGGAAGGUGUUGAAGCAGAAAGGGGCACAACUCGAUAUAUGGCUCCUGAGAUGAUUAACUGCCCUGAAGGGAGAAUAUUUAAACAUUGUUGUAGCUUGGACAUUUGGAGUGUGGGAAGUACAGUUGUAGAGAUGAUAACUGGAUCACCACCUAACUCAACAACGGCAUCAGUCAAUGUACUGUUUAAAAUCGCUAUGCUGCAGAAACCAAAGUAUGAGCUGUCAAUCACAGCGUCAAAAAACCUGAGAGAUUUUUUAGAAAAGACAUUUACUUCUGAGGCAGAACAAAGGCCAUCAGCAGAAGAUUUAUUGAGAGAAGACCCGUUUAUAACAGGCAGUUUAUAAAUGUUGACUCCAUUGAACAACAUAUGUGUAUUACUACAAACACUUAUUACCAGGGGUUUAAAAAAAAAUAAAAGCUUGUGUAGUUCGUGGAUAUGAAAAGUCUUAAAGAUAUAAAAUAAAUCUUUUGAUAAUCCUUAAACAAGAUAAAAUUGUUAAAUGUGUGUAGUAAAAGCAAAUUCGUAUUUAAAAUUAUCCAUUCAAAAUAUAAAUUAAUAACUAUCCAUUUUUCAAAUAUAUCUCUUCAUAAAAAUAUCUAUAGUAAACAUCCUUGUGAAAUUAUGUUAACCACAUUUUGCAACUAAAAUAGCAAAUAAAACAGUAUUUCUGCGAAUGUAUACAUUAACAUCAAAACAAUCACUUCAUGUUGAAAACUAGUAUCAAAAGUUUCAAUUUACACCACUGUGUUUUUCAAUCCUAAUAAAAUAUACUUUUAGCUACAAAAGCAUUUUUUUUUUCGCAUCUUAAGAAUGUUUAAGAGCUAGGACAAUCACAUACUAUAAAUUUCACUCUUUUAGUAGAUGAUUAAAGAAAAAAAAAUACAUUUAUAUAUAUUUAUUUUCUAGAACUAUGUUUUUAAGUAAACGUUUUAGAAAGGAUCCGAUCUUUAGCUUUAUUUUGUAAAAUAUAGUCAUUUUAUUUUACAAAAAAAAAAAUAUUGUAGCACAUAUGUGUUGGUUUUAGAUGUUUUUUGUUAAUUGAAACAAAACCAUCAAAAUAUAAGUAGUAACAAACAAAUCAGUUUAGUAUUCUUAACAUAAUGUUUGAUGCUAUUUGCCAAUUUAUGGGACGACAUUUUCGAAUAUGAAUAUGAUCGCUUACCAGAAUUUUACGAUUUCCAACCACUGGCUUGAUUCCAGCCAGCCGUGACUCAUCAUAGAAAACGUAUUGGUGAAUGGACAUAGUGCUAAAAACUUCAUCUUUUUUUAUGCCAAUGUCACAGAAACUGCCACACGGUAUUUCAAUUAAGAAAGGAUAAAUUCACAUUUCUUAAUAUAAAUAUCUUUUUUUUUGUUACGUACUUUUUAAUGCACUUAAUAAUUACUUAUCAAUAUAGUAAUAUACUAAAGCAAUCCAACUACUUUGCAACUAUGUAAAUCAAAUAUAGUUAAGAUUAUAAAAAAAAAAUUUAUAUGAUAAUUUUAUACUACUACUUUUAUAUUAUGUAUCAUCACAGCUUGAUGUUAUAUAUUAAAACACAUGUUGUUUAGGUCUUGCUUAGAUGCUUGAAUGUGCUCCAUAAAAUAUAUUAUUUCAGACGUUUUUGUAAUACUUUUAUUAUCAAUAUU